AUGUCUACCAACGCAGGGCCUGUGUAUGCCGGUGACGAAAUCAACGCUCUUGUGUUGGAUCCGGGAACAUAUACUACCCGCAUAGGCUACUCUGGUGAUGAUUUCCCCAAAACAAUCGUUCCCUCGUUAUACGCCAAAGAUGAAGACAACUCAAUACACUUUGAUGCGUCACUAGAUUAUGCCAAAACUAAGCGUCAAGUAUUGCCUAUACUCAAAGAUAGUCUUAUUGAAGACUGGGAGGGCGCGGUGGCUCAAUAUCGCCAUUAUUUUGAUGAUGUGUUGAAAGUGGACUAUGAAGAACAACCUAUCUUGAUCACAGAGCCUGUCUGGGGAACUACGGAGUACAGACAAAAAUUAAUUGAGACUUUCUAUGAAGAAUUCAAUUUCCCAGCUCUAUAUUUGGCGAAGACGCCGUCCUGUGUUUCUUUUCAACAGGGACGUCUGACGUGUUUGGUCGUAGACAUUGGUCAUGACUCGGUGAGUGUAACACCCGUGGUAGAUGGUAUCUGCUUGCUUCGAAACCUGAUGAAGACACACUAUGCUGGCCUGUUUUUGAACGACCAGAUCAAGGAUACCUUGGUAUCUUCGUUCUCGAAGUUAGACCUUUCUCCAACUUAUAAGAUUAAAACCAAAACGGCAGUUGAGUACCCCCUGGCAGCUCAAUAUGUAGCUCGUGAUUUACCUGAAAGUAUAACCGAGUCCUAUGAUCAAACGCAACAACGCAGAAUAUUCACUGAGGCUAAGGAGCUUUUGUUGGAAACGCCCGAGAAAAGACUUAAUUCUUCAAAUGCACAGCAAGCAGCAGCUUACAAGGAAGAGUUGAAGAAAGAAGAGAACGAGAGAACUAUGGAGGCUCCUCUGGGGCAAGUAUUUAAUACUUGCCUAGAAAGAUUUGCCUGGGCAGAUCUGUUAUUUGAUCCUGCUAGUUAUCCGUUCAAAGAUCAAAGUUUAGCUGAUAAGUACUUGCCUAAUAGCGGAGAGCUCUCAUUGAGCAGUCCAUAUGAUGACUAUAGACCAAUCAAAAGAGCUCGCAAAGGCGAAACAGGACCAGCAACCCCCACUCCAGCACCAGACAGUGCCGAUCCAAACAAGAUCAGAGGAUUGUCGCAACUCGUCAAUCAUGCUAUAUCCAACAUUGACAUAGACUUGCGUACAGCCAUUGCAAGUACUAUUAUCGUCACAGGAGGUUCAUCCAUGAUUCCUCAAUUGAAUGAUCGCUUGAACGCCGAAUUGCUGAGUGCGAACCCAGCUCUAAAAAUCAAAAUUCACGCAAGCGGAACCUCCCUCGAAAGAACAACGCAGGCGUGGAUGGGAGGCAGUGUUCUAGCUUCAUUAGGUACAUUCCAUCAGAUGUGGGUCAGCAAGGCCGAGUACGAGGAAGCGGGUGCGGAGAGAAUACUUACACAACGAUUCCGUUAA
This is a messenger RNA of Australozyma saopauloensis, 1419 nucleotides long. RefSeq names its product Arp4p (gene ARP4). The transcript has a single exon. Gene Ontology annotation, molecular function: chromatin binding. Gene Ontology annotation, cellular component: NuA4 histone acetyltransferase complex; SWI/SNF complex. Gene Ontology annotation, biological process: chromatin remodeling; regulation of transcription by RNA polymerase II. Bases 1 to 1419 code for a protein of 472 amino acids. NCBI's taxonomy places the organism in Eukaryota, Fungi, Ascomycota, Pichiomycetes, Serinales, Metschnikowiaceae. The record is from RefSeq and is a predicted model, not a curated record.